Molecule: messenger RNA, 912 nt
Organism: Olea europaea var. sylvestris
Lineage: Eukaryota; Viridiplantae; Streptophyta; Magnoliopsida; Lamiales; Oleaceae
Product: putative UPF0481 protein At3g02645
Exons: 1
Coding region: 94-912 (272 amino acids)
Source: RefSeq, a predicted model, not a curated record
AAAAGUUAUAUUUUAUCAAACAAGCGCCUAAUUAUAUGUGCUCACGCAAACUCACGCUCACGUCCAAGUGAUGACAACAGUUCCGUCCACAUCAUGGAGGGUCGCUCAAUGGUCAGCAUGCCGGUGCGCAUGUGCCUCGAUGUCCAGCUGCCCAGGGGUCCUCGCUCAACUGGAGCCACGAACGUUGAGCAAAGUACCACUCAAAAUGAUACAGAACCACAAGAAUCAAGCAACAACAUUCACAAGGAUGAGUGGUUGGUCGCUAUAGAGAACCAUGUUGACGACACAACAGACAAAUCCCAAAUACAGAGGAUUCCAUCGUUGCUGCGUGAGAAACAAUCCAACAAUUGUUAUGAUCCUCAUGUAGUUUCGAUAGGCCCUUAUCAUUACGGAAAGCCACAGCUCGACACAUUCGAGAAGCUAAAGAUUCCAAUCGCACAGAAAUUCAUUCGUGCCUGUGGUAAUCAAGUAUCCCUGGAACAGUUAUAUGACGAGGUGGCAAAGAUGGGUAAAAUUGCCCUCGAAUACUAUGAGGAAGGCUCGAUUGAAGUCAAAGACGAUGAAGCGUUCAACAGAAUGAUGUUUCUUGAUGCUUGCUUUGUGGUUCAUUUUAUGUCCAUCAAUUCCUAUGGGAUAGAUAAAUUAGAUCCACUGUUGCCUUGGAUUUGCUACUUUGCUUUUGUGCAAAGAGACUUGUUCUUGCUAGAGAAUCAAAUUCCUUUACUACUACUAAAAGUUUUGAUCAAAUUCAGGUGCGAAAAUGAAGGCGAGAAGACAAAGUUGAUUCAGAAUUUCCUUGAUCAGAAGGUCACCAUAAUGCCACCUGAAAAAAAUUCAUCACUGAUGCUGUCAAGAAAUAUCUUGCACAAAAGAUGGGAUGCAGUGUUCAGAAAAAAGAGAAAUCGAAAUUAG